GUCCGUAUCUCGAAUAUGCGAUGGUGGGGAGACGUUGAUUGUGAGACAUCACAGUCACUGUCUGAGGCCUCGAUUAGGCGACGGUGCUGUGAAAUAUGUCCGGCAGUUAGUCGUAACUUAAUUGUCCUCGAGAGUGGCGUAACAAGAUCGUCUCCUCUAUCCGUUGUCUCUGACGUAACAAAACAGAAGUCCACAACCUCGGUCGCAGGAUUUAACACCAUGCAUUCUGGUGCUUUUGUUAUUUUCAUCAUCUGUGCCUCUCGAAUUGGCGCACCGGUUGAAACGCACCCGGUUAUUUAUUCGAGUAAAGAAAAUAUCCGUAUAUCCGAGGAUGUCGCGGCUCAAAGAUUGGCUCUACUUCGAGAGCAGAUGAACAUCUAUGGAAUAGAUGCUUACAUAAUUACCACGGCAGACGUUCAUCAGAGUGAAUAUAUAGCGAACCGUGACAUGCGUAGAAGUUGGAUUAGCGGGUACACUGGAAGCGCAGGAACGGCUGUCGUAACGUUGAAUGAAGCAGCUCUGUGGACAGACAGCCGUUACUACGAACAGGCCACCCUGCAACUAUCCGACGAUUGGGUGCUGAUGAAGAGCGGCUUGACCUCUACACCCAGUCUUCAAGUUUGGCUCACUACUGUUCUUGCAGCAAACACAACAGUCGGAACUGAUCCCGAAAUAACGACCUAUUCCCAAUGGACCACGUGGGAUGCGGUGCUCGCUGCCAGCAAUAUAAGUUUAUUGCCUGUAGAGGAAAAUUUGAUCGAUAUUAUUUGGACGGAUCAACCUGACUAUCCAAUGGAUGCAAUUUUCGAUCAUCCCAUAGAAUUCGCUGGUUUGUCACGGGAAGAAAAACUCGCAAAUGCAAGGAUUGCCAUGGCGGAAGCCGGCGUCGAUCUCUAUGUGAUAACGGCGUUGGACGAAGUUGCGUGGCUGACGAACCUUCGAGGAUCCGAUAUUCCAAAUACUCCGGUAUUUCGCAGCUAUCUUCUAAUCACGAAUGAAACCGCCACCAUUUACAUUCCAUCACCAGCGACCAGACUCAACGAAACUCUCAUUGAGGAAUUAACAGGCGGCGAGAAUUCCAGCUUUGCGAUUGCCAAUUAUGAGGACAUCUGGGAGGAUUUAGCAGUUGCCGGAGAAUUAGCCACGGCCAUUCUACUACCAGCACCGUACAGCUACGCUUUGGGAAUAAGUUACCGAGUGUACACAACGGUUCCCUCGAGUAAAGUCAAAUCUGCAACCUCACCUGUGUUGCUAGUCAAGGAUCGGAAGACAGAGGUCGAGGCGAAUGGGAUGCGAAAUGCGCACAUCAAGGACGCCGUGGCGCUGUGUCAGUUUCUCUUCAUCCUGGAGGAAGCGAUAAAAAAUGGCGAGGAAUACGACGAGCUUCGAGCUGUCGAAGAACUAAGCGCCCUUCGAGCUGCUCAGGCGUACAACUUCGGUGACAGCUUCGAUACCAUCGCUGGAUACGCGGCCAAUUCUGCACUGCCUCAUUACACUCCCACAAACGAAACCAAUGUUGUCAUUGGCACCAACAGCACCUUCAUGUUGGACUCCGGAGGACAAUAUUACGAUGGAACAACCGAUGUAACCAGAACCAUGCAUUAUGGCACACCGACGGAAGAGCAACGAGACACUUACACGGCACUUCUGGCCGGCUGCAUCGACUUGGCUAGACUAAUAUUUCCAGUUGGACAGACUUAUUCUACGACUGAUCUUCUCAUGCGGUCGCAGCUUUACAGACUUGGGAGGAAUUAUGGCCAUGGCAGUACGCAUGGCGUUGGCUACUUCUUGUCGGUUCACGAAGCUUGGAACACCACUUAUGACGUCAACUUCUUCGGAUCCCAGGAACCUGGUUAUUACCAGGAAGGAUCCUGGGGCAUGCGACUAGAAAAUUUAGUCGUCGUAGUGCCGGCGAAUACGACGUAUGAUCCAGAAGAAACGUUUCUGACAUUUGAAACCGUCACGUUGGUUCCCUACGCCAGGAACUUAAUUGACGAGACCAAAUUAUCCGACGAUCAGCUGUCAUGGCUGAACCAGUAUCACGCUACAGUGAGGGAAAAAGUUGGUGCUGAGCUUCUGCGACAAGGGCACAACGCGACUUACGACUGGCUGGUUGAACAGACGAAUCCAAUUACAAGACCAAGAAACGUUUAUCGGAGGUUUAAUUUCAUUGCUCUUCCAUAAACUGGCAAUUACGAAAUCGAUAAUAAAGUGAGAUAUUCUGU
This is a messenger RNA of Diprion similis, 2225 nucleotides long. RefSeq names its product xaa-Pro aminopeptidase 1-like. The transcript has 13 exons. Lineage: Eukaryota; Metazoa; Arthropoda; Insecta; Hymenoptera; Diprionidae. The coding region runs from base 16 to 2184 and encodes 722 amino acids. The record is from RefSeq and is a predicted model, not a curated record.